GAGACAGGAAGAAAAAAAAAAAAAAAAAACUGAAGUAAAGAAAAUGGAGAAGCUAUUCCAGAAGGCUGUUUGGGCCUGCGUUCUUGCCUUUCUAGUGUUGCUUGGAUCAUGGUUUCUUAUGAUAGAUUUAAGGAGCACAGACUUCUAUACUCCUCUUCAAGGAAUUGCAAUACGUAGGAGGGGAAUGGAGUUCUCGGCCGAUCGAGUAUCUGAAAUACCACCUCCCGCUCCAACUGUUAAUAAGCGCGGCCGUCGCAAUCCCCCACCAGAGCCUCCACCUCCACCUGCCUCCCCCAUCAGCUAUUCCCCACCAGUGCCUCCACCCCCACCUGCCUCACCCUCCAUCUACCCCCAACUAUUGCCUCUUCCUCCACCUGCCUCGCACUACAGCUAUCCCUGACCACCUGCCUCCCCCUCCAGCUAGUAAUCUGCACAACCUUAAUUCUCCACCAGUCAUGGUUCACUAGGCAUUUAUAUGAUGGUUGUAUCAUUCCAUGAGUUGAUGGGUUGAAUAAAUACGAAAGGACAAAGGCAUCACAUGCCAUUCCCCUAACUUUUUUCAUGUAUGUUUCCAAAAUAAAUGAAUGCCCGUAGCAUUUUUAAAAGUAUGUUU
This is a messenger RNA of Magnolia sinica, 613 nucleotides long. RefSeq names its product leucine-rich repeat extensin-like protein 3. The record is from RefSeq and is a predicted model, not a curated record. NCBI's taxonomy places the organism in Eukaryota, Viridiplantae, Streptophyta, Magnoliopsida, Magnoliales, Magnoliaceae. Bases 44 to 400 code for a protein of 118 amino acids. The transcript has 2 exons.